Phialemonium atrogriseum is the source of this 2321-nucleotide messenger RNA. RefSeq names its product kinase-like domain-containing protein. The record is from RefSeq and is a predicted model, not a curated record. Lineage: Eukaryota; Fungi; Ascomycota; Sordariomycetes; Cephalothecales; Cephalothecaceae. Bases 215 to 2140 code for a protein of 641 amino acids. Gene Ontology annotation, molecular function: ATP binding; protein serine/threonine kinase activity. Gene Ontology annotation, cellular component: cytoplasm; nucleus. The transcript has a single exon. Gene Ontology annotation, biological process: protein phosphorylation; mitotic DNA damage checkpoint signaling.
AUCCAACGCAUUUUCUUCACUUUUAUGCGCCAUCCCAUACUCCAUUUUCGGCUGCCUCAAGCUUCAUUCGUUCAAGUAGUGGUUCCUUGCAGCCUGGCCCGAUUUACCAUCUUGUGUAAUCCCACCAUUUGUGUGCCUGUUAUUGCCGUCACACAUUCCUGCGGAGCAACCAACCGCAUCGUCACCACCACACCGACCACAUCCCGCCGCGGUGAUGGGUGACCUACGGCCCAUCAUCUCUGAGGAAUACUCGGAGCAGAAGACGGAGCCGUUCUCACAAUCCGAGAUCGAUGCGCGGCUGCAGAGCAUCCGGGGGGAGGAGAUCAACCCCUCGGUUGGCAGCUCGGUCCCACUGGACCACCUCGUUGUGCCGCCGGAUAAAGGCAUUCGGAUCUUGGUCCGGCCACUGACCAGGGGCCGGUCGGUCAGUCCCGGCAAUCAGGAUAACUGCCAAUGGCUCGCGCUGCGGGCCGAGAUCGCUGAACAGGACCAGCCCCAACACAAAGUCUUGGCAGUCACCCAGACCUCGCGGGACAUCAAGUUCUCGGUCAGGAUACCUGGGGAGCGGCUGGACGGCGAUCUUCCGAGGCCACCGCUGUGGUGCGAGCUGUACUACGACCCGGCUAGCGACAACCAGAUCCUGCUCAACCGUUCAGAUGUCCCCAUUUCCCUCUCCAGGGUGUCGUAUCAACCCGCGGCAAGCCCCGGCAUGGAGUACACCGUCAAUCCUGGAACCACCAAGGCCCUUGUCCCGGGCACUUGGCGAAUCAGAGUUAACGAGACGGAGGUCCUGGACUUCCGGAUUAUCGAGAAGCGGCCGGCCAUGUUGAAGCUCCCGUCCGGGUCAUCUUCCGAGGGCCCGUCGCUGAGCGAGAUGGUGAACUCGUCGGGCAAGAGGUCAUUUACGGCCGACGACGACGAUCCUACGGGCCCUGAGAGGAAGCUGCGGGCGGCGGCCGCGACGGGCAAGAACGACGACGGGGUGAUCAUGUUCCUGCGCCCGCAGGCGGAUCCUCUUAUAUUCCCCCUCCCCACCGCCGACAAGGGCAAGGAUAUUGUCCCGUCCAACGGGCACGCUCUCCUCGACAUGCGCCGGGAUGAGUCCGCCGACAUCCCCGGCGGCUGCGAGCUGGACCAGUACCAGAUCACGAAGCGCGAGCCCAUCGCGUCGACGGCGCUGUCAAGCGUGUUCAAGGCCGACCACUCCAGCGUGUCGGACGGCAUCAUCACGGUGAAGGUGCUCAAGACGCGGACGCCGUUGGCAGCAGGCGGCGGCGGCGGCGUGGUGGCCAAGCCGCAGGACAACGAGCGCAACGUGAUCCGGCAGGCGGACAUCUGGCUGCGCGAGUUCCAGUCGCACGACGACCUGCAGCACGACAGCAUCGUGCGGCUGUACGGCGGGGACGCGCGCUACCUGUCGCUGUACAUGGAGCACAUUGAGGCGCGGGAUCUGUCGGCCAAGGGGGUAUGGCGCGACGACGGAACGGACCUCUUCCGGGGCGACCAGGCCGACGCGGUGCGGGUGCUGCGCGACAUUGCCGGCGCCCUCCACUACAUCCACGGGCGUAAUCUGGUACACAACGACAUCAAGCCCGCCAACAUCCUGUACAGCCGCGAGCGGGGCGCCGUGCUGUGCGACUUUGGCCUGUCGACCCCGGCUGGCUCCUCAGCCACCACGGGCGGUACUCCCUACUACGUGCCCCCGGAGUUCGUCGGGCGCAAGCUGCGCGGCGCGCCGAGCGACGUCUGGGCCCUGGGCGUCACGAUGCUGUACGUGCUGCGCAAGAUCCCCUUCCCGGAGUCCCGGGGCCGGGCCCAGCACCCGCGCCGGCUCUACUGGAUGAUCGCGGACCUAAACAGGCCGCCGGCAUACCAUCACCAUCACCACCGCCGGCAUCACCAUCACGACGCGCACGGGGCCGGGCGGGCGGGAGAGCCGUACCCGUCGGCGGUCUCGCAGAUGCAGCAGUGGCUGGGCGAGGUCCACGAGGCCAGGGACAAGCUGGACAGACGCGACAGGCUCGAGGAGCUCGUCGCCGGCAUGCUGGCGGCGCAGCCGAACCAGCGGAUCACGAUGCGGCAGGUGGUGAAGGAGCUGUUCUCGGAGGAGCUGUUCUCGAAGCAGCUGACGGAGAGAUAAAUGAACUCCGACGGAAACGAAUACGACCAAGCUUUAUGUUUUAUCACGCGACCUGCUUCCGAAGAUAACCCGUUGGAAGCGUGUGUGUUUGUUCAAUACAUGGGACGGUGUUGGAUGGUGACUGGAGAGCGUGCAUCGGAACUGGAUGGUGAGUGGCGUAGUUCCAAGUUUUUCUUUCUUU